UUCUCUCAGAGUGUAAAUGUCCAGUGCAAGCAGCAGUUCGCUCUGUAAUGGAUCUAUAAUGGAUGUGUGAUGGCUGUAUGAUGACUGUAUGAUGAAAGUAUGAUGGCUGUAUGACUGAUGUGUGAAUACGAUGCAGAUGUGAUGUAAAUGUUGUCCUGCACCGUGGGAUGUUGGUUCCCACCGUAAGGGAAGUCCUGCGCAUGGGCUGAAUGCACCAGAAUAUGGGCGUGAGUCAGACACGCGAGUUGCCGGUGUUUGAUCAAGAUGAAGACGUGAACUUUGACCACUUCCAGAUUCUCAGGGCCAUCGGGAAAGGGAGUUUUGGUAAGGUGUGUAUAGUGCAGAAGCGUGACACAAGGAAGCUGUACGCGAUGAAGUACAUGAAUAAAUACGCGUGUGUGGAGCGUGACGAGGUGAGGCACGUAUGCAGGGAGCUGCAAAUCCUGCAGGAGAUACAGCACCCAUUUCUUGUCAACCUGUGGUACUCAUUCCAGGAUGAAGAGGACAUGUUUAUGGUAGUGGAUCUGUUACUGGGUGGAGAUCUGCGCUACCACCUGCAGCAGAAUGUCCAGUUUAAAGAGGAGAUAGUAAAACUAUACAUCUGUGAGCUAGCAUUGGCACUCGGCUACCUACAGUCCUGCCACAUCAUCCACCGUGACAUAAAACCAGAUAACAUUCUGCUGGAUGAGCAUGGUCAUGUCCACAUCACAGAUUUUAACGUUGCCACAUUACUAAAGGACUCAGCAAGGGCUUCAUCUAUGGCAGGAACCAAACCGUAUAUGGCCCCAGAGAUGUUCCAGUCAUUUGUAGAUGGUGGUCCUGGUUACUCUUAUUCUGUGGACUGGUGGGCUUUGGGCAUCACGGCAUAUGAGCUCUUACGAGGAUGGAGGCCAUAUGAUAUCCACUCCAGCACAACCACUGAGGAUGUCAUCAGCAUGUUCCGCUGUGAACGUGUACGGUAUUCAUCCUCCUGGUCUAAUGCCACGGUGGCUUUGCUGCGCCUGCUGCUCAAUAAAGACCCAGAGAUUCGGCUGUCGUGUGUAUCGGACCUUCAGCGCCUUCCGUACCUGGCGGAUAUGAACUGGGAUGCUGUGCUGGAGAAAAGGGUUUCACCAGGAUUUAUCCCCAACAGAGGACGUCUGAACUGUGACCCGGUGUUUGAGUUAGAAGAAAUGAUUCUGGAGUCUAAGCCACUGCACAAAAAGAAAAAACGACUGGCCAAGAGCAAACACACCAACAAAUCACUGCCACCCCACAUGCAGCAGCGUCUAGAAACCGUCAGAAAGGAGUUUGUCAUCUUCAACAGAGACAAGUUGCAGAAGCAGAGUGACAGUGCAAAGAAAGGAUCUUCACUAAAAAGACAGGACAAACUGCAGGAAGGGCAUAGCAACAACGACAACAGCCACACUGUCAAAGCAAAAUGAAAACACACGCAGACUUGGUGAAAACAUUGAGUCCAGAUUCACUCUGAACAACACCUUGACGUCCUUCUACAGCACCAUCCUUCAUACACACCCACUUAGCAGAACACGCAGCACAAAACCAGACCCUUUGCCUUACUACAAUGACUGUGUAUGUGUGUGUUUUUAUUUUUUAAAAAUGACUGAACGAUUGCUAUUUGGUAGCUUUCAGCCGAAUAGCAUUAGCAACUAUUAGCAUUUAUUAGUGUCCUGCAGCAUUCCGUCUGAUUAUGCAGUUCAUGUCUCUGUUACUGUGUAAAUGAUGUGUUUAUAAUACAUUAUAAUAUGUAUGUAUAAUUGCAUUUUUUUUUGCAUGUUCCCAUGUUUACGUUUUUUAAAGAAUGAAAUCACUUGUCUAGAGGCAAAACCAUUUGAUUACUACCUGUUUUGAUUCAUUUUAGCCUUCCAAAAAACAACAUUAAUUAUGUAUUAUAAAAUGAUCGUGUUUUGACUUUAAACAUGGAUAGAGAAUUUUGAAGAGAAUAAGUGGGGAAAUAACCACUGAAAUUGAUAAUUAGUGCUAUCAGUGGCCAAAACCAUACCUUAAGCUUCCAUUUCCCAUUUUUAUUUUUGACAUAAUAUGUUCACAAGGGGACACUAUCAGUGUUUACAAUAUAGCUUUGAAAUCGGUAUGAAAACCAGACGUUGAUAUCACCAGCACUACUCCUGAUUCAACGUUACCAAGCUAACAUUACGUUAAAUGGGCAACUCAACCGGCAGGUACACGUCCAUAGCUACUAAUACAAAGGGUGAAUUUGAAAAACAUCAAUGAAAUUUGUUGAAUGCAAUCCAAUUAGUAAGAACUAACAUAAAAAUAUUUUUUUACUAUUUAAGUAUUUCCUUGUGUUCCUGGUAAAGGGUUAAGAGUCCUAAUGCUAUGCAUUAAAAAGCUGCCAGUCCCUCAUCUCCUAGGCUGAAUGUUGGUUUCAAGAAACAAACUUUCAACUAUUACCUUACUAUGUCCAACUGCCAGUCAUGAGCACUACCCAGUACUGAAGACUAUGCCAGUGAGCGGGCUGACCCUGCAAGUGACUGCCUUCCGAACUGCUGGACACAAGUGCUUAACAUGGAAAGCAAGACACAAAGUGAUCAUCCACUCCUGGCAAAGUGUUUCCUCAGAUGUGGUGGCCACCUAUACUAUCCUGUCAGGCAAUGAGAAUGCAAUAAUCCAACUGCUGCAUACCCAUUAGCUGCGUGGACAUCCAACAACAUCAUCUCACAAACCUGGGACCCCUUCCAUUGGCCUGGCCUUGGCAUGCAAGUAUGGAACUUCUGUAAACAAUGCCCUGUCUACCAGUACACCUUGUCCCAGAAAUAACCACCGGCUCCCCUUAUGCCUUUCCCAGGGGCCUUACAGACUGCUGGAUAUGGCUAAAGAGGCUUGGGAACAGUGGCCUUCCUCCUCCUGAUGGGUGAUUUAAUCACACUCAGCAGAUGCAGAAACACACAGGCAACAUCAUGCCAGAUCACAGCCGGGAGACCCAGUGCACACAAAAGCAGACCUACAACCUUGAUGCCCAGCCUUGAAGUUGAGGACCCUGAGGUUCUGUAACAAUUUCAAGAGGCACAAUAAGAACUCAGAGUUGGCAUCUACCCAAUGCCACUGGUGAAUGAAUAAAUCAGAAGGCUGGGGUGGUACACUUCUAACAUGGACCUUACCCUUGGCUAUUGCCAUAUCCCCUUGUGCCAAAAUCUAACCCCAAAACAGGUUUUUCCAUGCCCAGUGGAUUCUGACAGUACUGGGUUCUGCCAGAAAGAGCAGAGAGGGCUGGGACAGGUUCAGUCCACUUUUUAAGGAGUUGACAUGAUAAACUUCUGCAACCUUCCAGCAGUUCCUGGACAUUGUGCUGUAUCCCAACCACUGCUGUAGUGCAGCCUACCUUGUUGUUGCUGCCAGUCAAUCAAAGACCUGGGCAGAGCAUCUCAUGUACCUCCAGAAAGAUGCCCUGUGUGUGUGGCUAUACUAUAAAUGAAAGAAGUGUCACUUAGGGCUGGCUGAAGCACAGUACCUCAGACACAGUGGAGAGCACUGUCUAACACAUUGGUGCAAAGUCGUCCAUAGGUGUUCAAUUUUGUUGAGAGAGGCCAUACUCAUCAAACCAAUCAGUGACUCCUCAUGCCCUGUGGAUGGGGGCAUUUGUUUCCAUUUUUUUUAGUUUUGUUAGUUUUUGGGAUUUCAUUAUUAUCUACAUUCUCUUCCUAGCUCCAGUGCAAACUGGAGACAUGGUAUACAUAUUGAUUUUUUCCCCAAACUGUUCGUCAAAUAAUUUUUGAUGAUGACAUUUUGAAAGCAACUGGAUCAAUAAAAUUAGUGGGGAAGAGGUGAUGUGGUUAAGGUGAAAAGCAGAUCUGUUUCAACUUAAACCAAUGGCUAAAAUUACA
This is a messenger RNA of Pangasianodon hypophthalmus (striped catfish), 3842 nucleotides long. Its product is annotated as serine/threonine-protein kinase 32B. Lineage: Eukaryota; Metazoa; Chordata; Actinopteri; Siluriformes; Pangasiidae. Bases 210 to 1424 code for a protein of 404 amino acids. The transcript is spliced from 12 exons. Gene Ontology annotation, molecular function: G protein-coupled receptor kinase activity; ATP binding; G protein-coupled receptor binding. The record is from RefSeq and is a predicted model, not a curated record. Gene Ontology annotation, biological process: regulation of signal transduction; protein phosphorylation; G protein-coupled receptor signaling pathway.